AUGGCACUUUUGGCCCUUGUGCUAACCCUCGGACUUGCAAACCCGGCAUGGGCGCACGUCAAUCCCGACCGCCGUAACGCAGUGACCGCCCAUGGCACCAUCAUGGGCUUUGCAUUCGCUGUCCUCUUCCCACUUGGAGCAAUCCUCAUCCGUACGGCAUCGUUCCGUGGACUAGUGUGGAUACAUGCUGGAAUCCAGGCAUUCGCCUAUCUACUGGCAUUGGCUGGUCUUGGUUUGGGAGUUUACAUCGCCAUCUACCCCGAAUCGCAGCUCACCGCUAGUAAUGGUCAUCCCAUCAUUGGCAUCAUCGUUGUCGGAGCUCUCGUCUUUCAACCAAUCGGAGGCCUCAUUCAUCAUUAUAUGUAUAAGAAGUAUCAUCGACGUACCAUAUGGGCAAUCACGCAUGUCUGGUGGGGUCGGAUCAUCUUGACUUUGGGAAUCAUUAAUGGUGGCUUGGGCUUGAUGUUGAGUGGGAACACGGUCAAGGGUGAGAUUGCCUACGGAGUUAUUGCUGGUGUGAUGUGGCUCAUCUGGAUGGCUGUUGCUGUUUGGGGACACUUGAGAUCGAGGGGCACAUCUGGCGAAACAGGAGAGAACGCAUUGGGUCACAGUGAUGCCGGGUCCAGUCCCAGUCCCGAUCGGUACAAAGAAGGAUACAGAGCUGCUUGA
Letharia columbiana is the source of this 669-nucleotide messenger RNA. RefSeq lists its product as uncharacterized. Bases 1 to 669 code for a protein of 222 amino acids. The transcript has 4 exons. NCBI's taxonomy places the organism in Eukaryota, Fungi, Ascomycota, Lecanoromycetes, Lecanorales, Parmeliaceae. The record is from RefSeq and is a predicted model, not a curated record.